Molecule: messenger RNA, 5499 nt
Organism: Erpetoichthys calabaricus (reedfish)
Lineage: Eukaryota; Metazoa; Chordata; Cladistia; Polypteriformes; Polypteridae
Gene: atp10d
Product: ATPase phospholipid transporting 10D
Exons: 23
Coding region: 400-4653 (1417 amino acids)
Biological process (GO): phospholipid translocation
Cellular component (GO): plasma membrane
Molecular function (GO): ATP binding; magnesium ion binding; ATPase-coupled intramembrane lipid carrier activity
Source: RefSeq, a predicted model, not a curated record
CACAUUGACGUCUGAUCGCUGCGUGCAGGCAGUGUGCAGUGUUGGUCUGAGGUGUUUAAGAAUGUAGAAAGUGUUUAAGAGCAUAGGAAGUGUUUAUAAGAGCGUGGGAAAGGUUAACAAGAGAGUGAGAAAGGUUUAUAAGAGUGUGGGAAGGGUUUAUAAAGCCUUAAAAUAUGUAUAAAUAAUAAAAUAAAUAUAGGUCGCUACUUCGCGGAUUUUCACCUAUCGCGGGGGGCUCUGGAAGGUAACCCCCGCGAUAGGUGAGGGAUUACUAUACGUAUGUUUUUCACUUAUUCUGCAUGAAAAUAUGACAUUGAAAAAUGUUCUCGGCCAUCACUACAAUCUACAUGGGUUAAAGCCAAGGGCAAUUUUAACCAAAGGAGCCUGCUGGACAGGUGAAUGGGUGCAAUGGAAGAACAACCAAGAUGGACCAGGUUACCUUGGCAAAAACUGGUAUCAGCUGAAGCUAGCUUGAUUUCAGAAGAGCCAGCUAAUAGAUACUGUAGAACAUAUUUUCCUUCAAAGUCUGGAGGCAAAUGUAGAACUGUAUUACCAUGUCUUGGAGAUGCCUGUGACGACUAUGGAAACAUAUCAAAGUCUUACAUGAAUAACACAAUAAGAACUACAAAAUACACAUUACUGAAUUUUAUCCCAAUGAACUUGUUUGAACAGUUCCACAGGGCGGCCAAUCUUUAUUUCCUUUUUAUUGUGGUACUCAAUUGGGUCCCUGUGGUGGAAGCUUUCCAGAAAGAAAUCACAAUGAUUCCCCUUAUUGUUGUUCUGACAAUCAUUGCAAUUAAAGAUGCACUUGAAGACUACAGAAGAUACAAAUUUGAUAAGCAAAUUAACAAUAUGACUACAAAAGUGUAUAGGAGGAAACAUCACAUGUACAUUGAAAGGUGCUGGAAGGAUGUCCAAGUUGGGGAUUUCAUCAGACUCUCGUGUAAUGAAAUCAUUCCAGCAGAUAUGGUGCUACUUUAUAGCUCUGACCCAGAUGGUAUUUGUCAUAUUGAAACAUCCAAUCUAGAUGGAGAAACAAACUUAAAACAAAGAUAUGUAGUGAAAGGAUUUUCAGAGCAGGACUUUGAAGUGAAUCCUGAACAGUUUACUAGCAAAAUUGAAUGUGAAAGCCCCAACAAUGAUCUUACCAGAUUUCGUGGGUUUAUGGAACAUAACAGUAGAGAUCGUGUUGGCCUUCAUAAAGAAAACCUACUUUUACGUGGGUGCACUGUAAAGAAUACUGAGACAGUUGUUGGCAUUGUUGUCUAUGCAGGACAUGAGACCAAAGCAAUGCUGAACAAUACUGGACCACGUUAUAAGCGAAGCAAAUUGGAAAGGAGGCUAAAUGGAGAUAUACUAUGGAGUGUUGUUCUGCUUCUGUUGAUGUGCUUGACCACUGCCAUUGGCCAUGGCCUCUGGCUGAACAGCUUUGCAGGGACCCCUCCUUUUUUUGUGCCAGAACCUAAUGGACAGCACAUAUCACCACCUUUGGCAGGGUUUUACUUGUUUUGGACAAUGAUCAUUGUUUUGCAGGUGCUAAUACCAAUAUCACUUUAUGUUUCAAUCGAAAUUGUAAAACUGGGGCAGAUUUUCUUCAUUCAGAAUGACAUUGAUUUAUACAAUGAAAAGCUGGACAGUACUAUUCAGUGUCGUGCUCUUAACAUUACAGAAGACCUUGGUCAGAUCCAGUAUAUAUUUUCAGACAAAACUGGAACACUUACUGAGAACAAAAUGGUUUUCCUACGGUGUAGCAUAGCUGGUGUGGAGUACUCCCAUGAGGACAAUGCUAAAAGACUGGAGUUGUAUCAGGAUGUUGAUUCAGAUGAUAUGAAAUAUCAACCCCAAAUAUCUCCAAGUCCUCAGUCUGCCCUAAAUGUAGAGAGGAAGUCCCUACAUGACAACCAAAAUUGUACCUCUACGAAUAUACAGAAAAGUGGCUACAACCAAGAAGGACUGAAAAAACAAGACGUUCAUUGUUUGCGACAAGUAGCAUUCAGCAGCAAAAUGGAGAAAGAGGUGGUACCUGAUCCUCGCCUUUUGAAGAAAUUUGAACUUCUGUCAUCUCAAAAUCGUUCUUUAAAUGGCUUUAUUGGCAGUAAUUCACAUGAAAUUGCAUAUAUUAUGGAUUUCUUUCUUGCUUUAGCAAUUUGCAACACAGUUGUGGUGUCCUCUCCCACAGAGCCAAGACAAAAGGCUGGAAUUCCAUGUGUAGGCCAAACUCCACUUAAAUCUUUUGAGGAAAUCAAGCAACUCUUCCAAAAGUUUUCAGUUCAGCGGUUCAGCUCCCCAUUACCCAACUUAAAUGACCAACCUUCACCCUCUGGAAGCUCUAGUAGACUUAACAUUUUUAACAAAAUAAGGACCUCCGCACCUACUGUAGUUGAAGAACAGGAAUCAGCUUCUGAAUCUGAAAAAAGCAAUUUUGAAAAAGAAAAUAAAUCUUCAUGUCAAGAGAAAUCUCAGAAAGAGAUGCGAAGUGUUGAUGCUACUUUUUCCUUUAGUGUGGACCCUCAUUGUGGACUUCCUGUCUCAGGAGAACUGAAUUACGAAGCCGAGAGCCCAGAUGAAGCUGCUUUAGUUCAUGCUGCUAGAGCAUACAAGUGCACUUUACGUUCUAGGACCCCUGAACAUCUGACAGUAGAUUUAUUCUCAGUGGAAAGUUUGACCUUUCAGCUAUUACACAUACUGCCUUUUGAUUCAGUGAGAAAAAGAAUGUCUGUAGUGGUGCGACAUCCAUACACCAACCAAAUUAUUGUUUACACUAAGGGUGCUGAUUCAGUUAUCAUGGAUCUGCUGGACGGAUCAUCAAAAGGAAAACAACAAAAAAGAAUAAAAGAACAAACCCAGAAACAUUUAAAUGACUAUGCCAAAGAUGGACUACGAACCUUAUGUAUAGCCAAGAAGACUCUUACAAAUUCUGAAUAUGAGGAGUGGUUGAAGGACCAUUUUUUGGCUGAAACUAGUAUUGAUAAUCGUGAGCAACUUUUGCUGGAGUCUGCACUGAAACUGGAGACAGAUUUAAUUUUGUUAGGUGCCACUGGUAUAGUUGAUCGUCUUCAGGAAGGUGUUCCUGAAACUAUUGAAGCACUACAAAAAGCUGGGAUAAAAAUCUGGGUUUUGACUGGUGACAAACAAGAAACUGCUGUUAAUAUUGCGUAUUCUUGUAAAUUGCUGAGGCCUUCUGACAAAGUGUUCACCCUGAAUUGCACAAGCAAGGAUGCUUGUGAAGCUUUGAUUAGUCAGAUUCUGAAAAAUAUUGAAGAUAAUGAUUCUGGAACCAGUGUCUGUCAAGCUCCCAACUAUAGCUUGGUUAUUGAUGGCAAAACUCUAGAGUUUACUCUCCAAAAGAGUCUUGAGGAAAUGUUUUUAAAUCUAACCAUUAAAUGUCGAGCUGUUGUGUGCUGUAGAUCAACCCCAUUGCAGAAGAGUCAAGUGGUUAAACUUGUACGAGAUAAACUAAAAGUCAUGUCUCUGGCAAUUGGUGAUGGGGCGAAUGAUGUUAGUAUGAUUCAAGUUGCUGAUGUUGGAAUUGGUAUUUCUGGCCAGGAAGGCAUGCAGGCAGUGAUGUCCAGUGACUUCGCGGUUUCAAGAUUUAAACACCUUAGCAAACUGUUACUGGUUCAUGGCCAUUGGUGUUAUACACGAUUAGCUAAUAUGAUUCUGUAUUUCUUCUACAAAAACCUUGCCUUUGUCAACUUACUGUUGUGGUAUCAGUUGUUCUGUGGAUUUUCUGGCAGUACAAUGACUGACUACUGGAUUCUCAUUUUCUUUAAUCUACUUUUUACCUCUGCCCCUCCAAUUAUCUAUGGAAUUUUGGAUAAAGAUGUGUCUGCAGAGACACUCCUACAGUUGCCCGAGCUUUACAGAAAUAGUCAAGCUUCUGAGACAUACAACACAUCUACAUUCUGGUGGACCAUGCUGGAUUCAUUUUACCAGAGCCUGAUUUGUUUUUUUGUUCCAUACUUUAUACAUGCAGAUUCUGAUAUAAGCGUGUUCUCUUUUGGAGUUCCUAUAAAUACAUCAGCACUGUUAAUCAUCCUAUUGCAUCUUGUUUUAGAAAGCAAGUCUCUGACAUGGAUCCAUGCAGUUAUCUUAAUUGGAAGUGCACUCUUCUAUUUUGUAUUUGCACUAGUCUUCGGUGUCACUUGUGUCAACUGUAACUCUCCAUCCAACACUUACUGGAUCAUGGAAAAGCAUAUGUCUGAUCCAGUCUUCUACUGUGGAUGCAUUUUAACGACUGUGCUGGCACUACUACCAAGACUUGCGUACCAUUGUAUUCAAAACAGUGUUUAUCCUACUCUCAUAGUUAAAGCUGCUCAGCUUGACAAGCUGACUCCUGAGGAGCGAAAUCGAGAGAUUGAGGAAUGGAAGUUUUCUCAGGACGCAUGCUGCCUCCUUGAUCCGGUAGAUUUUUUGACUAACCCCUCAGUAGAUGACUCUGUGUCCUUGAAGGAAUGUAGUAUUAUCAGUGCUUCUUGUAGCUUACCUUUAAAUGAUUCCUUCUCUAUGAGUAUAGAAGAUUUGGGAGAUGUUUCUGUAACAGUCUCAGACGGCAUAGGCACACAGAAAAGCAGUUUAAGGGAAACCCCUGCAGAUCUUCCUAGUGCCCAGCUUUCACAACCUGAUUCUGACUCUGUGAUCACAAAUUGUUAAUUCAGAACUGCAGGAGUGAGCUGAUUCAUUACAAGUCAAAUGCCACAUAUGCCAUCAAGCCUUCUAGAAGUAUUAUUUCAGCGGUCCAAAUUUAAAACCUGAAAAGAAGAAACUGCUUUUUAAAAUGUGCUAUGUGCUUUAUUUACUCAGCCAGUGCUGUCUUUUGAUACUCAAGUCUUCAGAUAUCAAGAGGCUAGAAAGAGCUUAUUUUAAUGUUAUAUUUUGGUAAAAAUGACUACUAUUUUAACAGCUAAAAAAAUAAUAAGCUGUUUUUGCACACUUUCUAUUUUUCUACUGGCAAAUAGAACAUUCAUGUAGCAUUCAUUUUUCAAGGAAUAGGAAUGCUUUUAAAAUAUAUAUUUAUUUUUGCUUAGUGUAUACUGUUAAAAUUGUAAAUCACAUCAAAAUUUUAAGAUCAAAUUAUUGAGAAAUUUGGGUUUUUAUUAUAAUUACAUAAAAUUAAAAGUCUGUUUACUACAAGUUUAUAGUUUUAUGUUGUUUAUAUUUCUUCAUUGGAGAAUAUUCUUUAUUAGCUGGAUGUUAUUGCCGUUUUAUUUAUACGACGGUAGUAGCAACACCAGUUCGUGAAAUGACAGACAUGUGACUUGCUCUUCUAAGUUUGUUUCUGUGCUCGUCUUAUAUAAAACACUUUAAUACUGAGAUAUUUAAAAAAUUAGAAAACUGUCAUUUAUUUUAACUACCAGAGAUGUAUGAUCUAGAAUUAGCUGCAAAAUGAGAUACUUUGUGUAAACAGUCUUUUUGCUUGUAAAAAUGUAAUUUGUUUUAUAUUUGGAUGUUUUUAUGUACCUAUUUAUUAAGAAAAAUAAAGAGCAGUGCUUUAAUGUA